GGCAAAAAAAAAAAAUUCAACGAUUAGGCGAACGUCUCUUUGUGUCUCCGGCAUAUGCGUAGGGUUUAACUCUUAAAAAUCAAAAAACCUCUCCAUCUCUGCUCUGAAUCAUGCCAAGAUUUAACUGGGUUCUGCGACAUUUACAGGCACGAAGAUCAUUUGAUUCCGCGUUAGGAUUGCGAUCAGGGUCUCAGAAGUCGUUGUUUGAGCGUUAUAUUCACGCUACAGGAGUAUCAUUCUCCAGUGCUCGUAAUUACUAUGAUGUUCUUGGUGUUUCUCCAAAAGCCACCCGUGAGGAGAUUAAAAAGUCGUUUCAUGAACUUGCAAAAAAGUUCCACCCUGAUACAAAUAGAAAUAACCCUUCAGCAAAAAGGAAAUUCCAGGAAAUAAGAGAGGCCUAUGAGACCCUUGGUAAUUCUGAAAGAAGGGCAGAAUAUGAUCAGUUGCGCUAUCGGAAUUCAGAUAAUGUAAAUAAUGACGGUGGUGAUGCAGAGAGGUUCAGACGCGCCUACCAGUCCAAUUUCUCGGAUUCGUUCCACAAGAUUUUUUCUGAGAUAUUUGAGGACGAAACUAAUCAGAUUUCACCUGAUAUUCGGGUGGAACUGUCGCUUUCUUUUUCCGAAGCUGCAAAAGGGUGCACAAAGCGUUUGAAUUUUGAUGCAUAUGUCUUUUGUGAUUCCUGUGAUGGGCUUGGCCACACUCUUGAUGCUGCCAGGAGAGCUUGUCCAACAUGCAGGGGAGUUGGAAGAGUAACUAUUCCUCCUUUUACAGCAGCAUGCCAGACGUGCAAUGGGACGGGACACAUUGUUAAGGAGUACUGCAAGUCUUGUAGAGGAUCCGGUAUUGUGGAAGCCACAAAGACGGUUGAAAUUGUGAUCCCUGGGGGGGUGGAGUCUGAAGCAACGGUCCCAAUCCGAGGUGCUGGUAAUGUAAGAUCAAGAACAAGUCAACCUGGGAACUUGUAUAUUAAAUUUAAGGUUGCCAAUGACUCGACUUUCUCUAGGGAUGGGUCAGAUAUUUAUGUGGAUGCUAAUAUUAGCUUUACACAAGCAAUUUUGGGAGGCAAAAUUGUGGUGCCAACAUUAUCAGGCAAGACAGAGCUUGAAAUACCAAAGGGAGUUCAGCCUGGCCAACUUCGUAUUUUAAGAGGCAAAGGACUACCGAAAGCAGGAUUUUUUGUAGAUCAUGGAGAUCAGUAUGUGCGAUUCCGUGUUAAUUUUCCUACCUCUAGUGAACUUAGCGAACGUCAGCGUGCUAUACUGGAAGAGUUUGCAAAAGAAGAAAUCAACAGUGAAUUGAGUGGUUCUGCGGAAGGAAGCUGGUGGAACUGGACGGGUCCUCAGUUCAUACGCGAUUUCUCGAUAAUGGUGCUGCUGGCGAUAUUGUUGAGCAAGUUAAUGGGAUGAAUCCACCUCCACGAGAGAUGGAAAGCUUAAAGCAUUCAGCAGAAGACAAUACAAGACUAAUUUCAUCAUCUAUAUAGCUGAGACAAAGCCCCAAAGGGAGAGAGCAAGAGAAAGACCCUUCUCUGCUUGGAACUUUUCAUGGUAAAAAUAACAGCUAAGACCUCUGUGAUGGGCAAAAGGACUGAUAUCAUAAUACCCGAGACGAGAGAUGAUGCGCAGAAG
Messenger RNA from Eutrema salsugineum, 1628 nucleotides. RefSeq names its product chaperone protein dnaJ 1, mitochondrial. Bases 111 to 1406 code for a protein of 431 amino acids. NCBI's taxonomy places the organism in Eukaryota, Viridiplantae, Streptophyta, Magnoliopsida, Brassicales, Brassicaceae. The record is from RefSeq and is a predicted model, not a curated record. Gene Ontology annotation, cellular component: cytoplasm. Gene Ontology annotation, molecular function: heat shock protein binding; ATP binding. Gene Ontology annotation, biological process: response to heat; protein refolding. The transcript is spliced from 20 exons.